UUUCACCAGGAAGGUAUUUCAGCUGACACGAUGCGAUCAAUGUUUUGACCCAGUCAUUAGUUGUCGCGUGUGUAUAUAUGUCCAUGCACCACCUUUAUAGACCACGCACCAGCUUCAUUAGCUUACAAUUGUUUUCGCUUGGCGAAGCUGUGUUGGCUCACGAUGACUCUGGCUAUCCAGAAAUGGUUUUGCGUCCUGAUUCUGUAUAUGUUCUCUCAUGACGUUGUUGCAAAAACAGUUAGGAGCAAUGUUCUCUUCAUCAUGGCUGACGAUUUGAGACCAACAUUAGGAUGCUACGGGGAUCCUAUUGUAAAGUCACCAAACAUUGAUCAACUUGCCUCUAAAAGUAACGUCUUUCUCAACGCAUAUGCCCAGCAAGCAGUGUGUGCACCAAGUCGGACCUCCUUACUAACAAGUCGUAGACCUGACACAACCCGGUUAUAUGACUUUAACUCCUACUGGAGAGUGCAUGCGGGGAACUACACCACUCUCCCUCAGUACUUCAAGUCAAAGGGCUACACCACCAUGUCUGUUGGAAAGGUUUUUCACCCAGGCAUAGCCUCUAAUCACUCAGAUGAUUACCCGUACAGCUGGUCUGUACCUCCUUAUCAUCCUCCCUCUUUCAAGUAUGAAAAUAUGAAGGUUUGCAAGGGCAGUGAUGGCAAACUGCAUGCCAACCUGUUGUGCUCAGUUAAUGUGUCUGAAACCCCUCUUGGGACACUGCCAGACAUGGAGAGCACAGAGGAGGCCAUCAGGCUGCUCAAGUCCACAAGGGAUUCUGGCAAGAAUUUCUUUCUGGCUGUUGGAUUCCACAAACCUCACAUUCCCUUCAGAAUCCCACAGGACUUCUUGACACUCUAUCCCCUGGAUAAGAUGAGCCUGGCUCCAGACCCUGACGUUCCUAAAGGCCUCCCCAGUGUGGCCUACAAUCCCUGGACUGACAUCAGGAGAAGGGAAGAUGUCCAAGCUCUAAACAUCAGCUUCCCAUAUGGGCCAAUCCCAAAAGAUUUCCAGCUCCAGAUUCAACAGCACUAUUAUGCAUCUGUGUCAUACCUGGACUCCCAAGUGGGUCGGUUGUUGAAUACUCUGGAUUAUCUUGGCCUGGCUGAAGACACUGUUGUGGUCUUUACAUCUGACCAUGGCUGGUCACUUGGGGAGCAUGGAGAAUGGGCCAAAUACAGCAACUUUGACGUGGCCACUCGCAUUCCACUAAUGUUCUACGUAGCAGGUGUGACUGCAGUCCGUCCUCGGCCAGAGACCUUCCCUUACAUUAAUGUGUUUGGCCCAACACCGCAUCGCUUCACACGAGGAGGAACAGUGAGCAACGUGAACGAGCUGCUAGAUAUCUUCCCCACUGUGUCUGUACUGGCUGGGCUGAAGCCCCCGCUCCCCUGUCCCGACAACUCCUUUGACGUGGAGCUCUGCACCGAGGGACACGACCUGGCCUACACCUUCAACGACGACAACCGCAAGAAGUCUGAGGCCAUUGCCUUCAGCCAGUACCCCCGGCCCGCCGACACCCCCCAGGAAAACUCCGACCUGCCCGACCUGAAGGACAUCCGGAUAAUGGGCUAUUCUCUGCGCUCCUGGGACUAUCGCUUCACCGUGUGGGCGGGCUUCGAUCCAGCUAGCUUCCAGGCUAACCUGUCAGACGUGCAUGGUGGGGAGCUGUACCUCCUGGAGGAAGACCCAGGCCAGGACCACAACCUGUACAACACCUCUGAGCACAGCCUGCUGCUCUGCAAGCUGGGCCAGGGCCAGCAGCCCUGGGCACAGACCCUCAAACAACACCUCCUAUACCUCACUGCAGGGAAUAAAUCUAAAGGGAUGGCAUGAUGCUUUGUGUAAUGAACUAUUUUGCUGUGUUCAUAAGGGAUAUUUCCAUUCUAGGCACGUGCCUAUCUGGAUUGUUUCAGCUUCUAUUGGCACUUUAAGUUUUUAGGUGUAAUCCUUGUCUUAGCAGUUCAGGUUUCUGAAUGUUGAUGGUGAAUUUCAAUGGCAAGAAUUUGACAUCAGCUCUAAAUUGAACCUAACAACUCCAAUAGAUCACUGGUUAUCAGUAUGUUAGUUUGAGAUCAGACUUAUUUAUCAAGCAUAAGGUAAUGUACUGUAACAAACUGCUGGUGAAAUGUGUAUUUAUAUAGGGAGAGAUCAUUAGGGCCAACAUGGUGGUGUUGGUAACAUGCUGUACUGUAAAACUAUCCAUGUUCAUACUUUGCACAUAUAUAUAUUUUUAAAUGUUGUACCAAAUUCAUCCAAAUAAGCAUAUCCUUUUUUUUUGAGGGGGGGGGGGAUAAUCUUGUCAAUGUACAGUAGAAGGAAAAAUACUGGUCCUCACGGAGGAUCCACCCCAGUGUGUUCAGGGCCAGCAGACAGGCUUCAUUGCCAGCUGGGCUGGAAAAUUCCAUUCUUGUUUUUUGCAGUCUAAACGUGAGGUCAGGCCAGUUGGAGAUGGAUCCAUGGGCUGCUUGACGCUUGUUUUAAUUGCUUGCGCCAAAGGGGAAUUGCAUUUGUGCUCAAACUUUAUCUGUGAUUUUAAUUCUCUUUCAACUCCUGUUUCCAAAUUCUGCUAGAAUGUUCCCCAUUUAGGUUCCUUCCUCUGUGAAUGAGGCAGUGUCUUUCAGCUCCCAGACAGUGUUAUCUGGCGAAUGUGCAACUCCUCAAACAUAUUGUCCAAAAAUAAUUAUUCUUACCACUCAACUAAUCCUAUAUACAAAUGUGUAUUCUUCACUACUUAUUUCAUAAGAGUGGAUCUACUGAAGUAGUGCGUACACUAAAAUUGGUUAAUUUGACUUUAAUCUGUCAGGCACUGACACUCAACCUUGAGUUGCACCACCAUCCUGAUGUAAUAGGACAGGGGAGCGCUUCAUUGACUCACACAGGAAUGUUUUUCCCCUUAAGUAGACAAUGUGACCUAACUCUGAUAGACGAUGGACUUUAACCAUGCAAACCUGUUAAUAUGUUUAAACAAGGAAUCAAUGUGGAUGUGGUAAUGGGUCACUGCUUAAGAUAAUUAUUACUUUGAUACAACCAUGUGAUAUCUGUGUGGUGAAUGAAUGUUAUACAUCCAGCGUUGGUUUUGAAAAUCACAUGCAGAUUGGUCAGUUGUGUUUAGGAAUCAAUCCCCAUUUGUCGGUAUUAAGAAAUCCAUAUCAAAUUAGUGUCACUUUGUCUUGCUGAUUCAGAUGCACCUUAUUAGGGUAGCGGGUAAUGGCAAUUUAUUCAUGAAAAAAAUGCUUGAUGACGAUUAAUGAAUUGAGAGAAUGUUGCUGAAAAACCGAUCUUUGUUUUAGAAACGCAACUCCCAAGUUGCAGCAGCAGGACCUUGCUGGAGGAGGGAGAGUAGAGACUUGUAUAGCAGCCCAAUGUCAAACCCAUACAAGCCAGCUGGACUGUUAGGAACUAGUCUGCCAGUGUAAUAGGUGUCAAUCAGAGCGACUUGGAGAUCAUUAUGAGCGAGAGCUCGCUCAUGAAGUGCUCAUUCUUUUGAACGUUGCCUGUCUCCACAGUCUGGUAUUGAGAUUGGUUAUGGCUCACAGCAACUAUUCAAAACAACUGGCCUACACCAGCAAUUCAUUAUGAACCUAGAUUUACAAAAAUGACCAAUGUUAUGUUUUAUCAUUGAUUUAGUGUAUCUUAUUUGUCUGUCCUUGCCUGCAGAAUAUGGUAAUUAGAAACUAUAUUAUUCCUCAAACUCAAAACUGCAUUAUACGUACAGUAUGUAUAUUUGUUUGCAUGAAAUGCACUAUGUCUCGUGGGCAAAUGUGCCUUGUCCUUGUAGCUUGACUGAGAGGAGCAGCUGGUAGACAGUGUUUAUCUCCAGCGGGUGUUGUACUGUAGGAUAUGGCUGGUAGACAGUGUUUCUCUCCAGAGGGUGUUGUACUGUAGGAUAUGGCUGGUAGACAGUGUUUCUCUCCAGAGGGUGUUGUACUGUAGGAUAUGGCUGGUAGACAGUGUUUCUCUCCAGAGGGUGUUGUACUGUAGGAUAUGGCUGGUAGACAGUGUUUUCUCCAGAGGGUGUUGUACUGUAGGAUAUGGCUGGUAGACAGUGUUUCUCUCCAGAGGGUGUUGUACUGUAGGAUAUGGCUGGUAGACCGUGUUUCUCUCCAGAGGAUGUUGUACUGUAGGAUAUGGCUGGUAGACAGCAGUGCUCCAGUGAAUGGUGUGGUAGAUAUUACAGCCCAGGAUCUGAUGCCCUCCAUCUGGCCUAGUGAGGCAGAGCGCCAGCCAGGCCAGCAGAGAGUCUAUGCCCCCCUCCUCCCCUCCCUUUUCAUCACCCUCUCUCCUGGCACAGUGAAGCUGAGAUGUAGCCCACAGCCAGAGCAGAGGACUAUCUCAGUAGUGAUCAUGUUGACAGCUGUGUUUAACAGAGCCGCCUGGGAUAGGAGACAAGUGGUCACUACUAUGCUCUCAACAUACAGUAGCAAUAAGGGGAUAUUUCAGUGUUGAUAAUGGAUGGCUUCCAAAAGCCCUUAUACGUCUCAAAGAAUACAAUGCUUUUGUUUGUAAGAUUUUAUUUAUAUCCUGAACAAAAAUGUAAAGGCAACAUUCUACAAUUUCAAAGGAUUUAUGGAGUUAUAGUUCAUGUAAGGAAUUCAUGUCAGUCAAUUGAAAUAAAUUCAUUAGGCCCUAAUCUAUGGAUUUCACGUGACAGAAGGGGCGCAGCCAUGGGUGGGCCUGGGAGGGCAUAGGGCCUACCCACUUGGGAGCCAGGCCCAGCCAAUCAGAAUUCGUUUUUCCCUAAAAAGGGCUUUAUUACAGACAGAAAUACUCCUUAGCACCCCCCUCCCACACACACACACAAUUCCCUAAAACAAUGUUGGAGGCGGCUUAUGGUAGAGAAAACAACAUUACAUUCUCUGGCAACAUCUCCUGUAGUCAGCAUGCCAAUUGCACAGUCCCUCAAUUUGAGACAUCUGUGGCAUUGUGUUGUGUGACACAAAAAAAACACUUACACUAUUGUACUGGCCAGUCCUUUAAAUAGACCUACUAUCUGUGACUCUUGUUUACCCGACUGUCUGUGUAUUUAAUAAGAGUAACUUCAAAGAUGCAUAAUUCGUCUUUUUUGUACCUCUUUUUCUACUGACAGCUACCAUAUGUUUAAUUUCAGUCAUAAACAUUUCCAUGGAGAUGCAUUACAAAGUAAAACAGAUCCAGAGUUGACGCUCCAUGUGAAAACAUUCCAUAUCAGACAAUUACGUGAAGUUUCCUCUAAGAUUUUCAUACAAACAUAAUAUUGCUGUCUGAAAUUGUUAUUCAAAUGUGUGUGCCAAUAUCAAUUAAUAUGCAAAAGUAUUUUUUUGUGGUGAAUUUGCUAUAGGUUUUAUGAAUAAAGAUGACCCAAUUUCCGAAA
Molecule: messenger RNA, 5353 nt
Organism: Oncorhynchus masou masou (cherry salmon)
Lineage: Eukaryota; Metazoa; Chordata; Actinopteri; Salmoniformes; Salmonidae
Gene: ids
Product: iduronate 2-sulfatase
Exons: 9
Coding region: 163-1836 (557 amino acids)
Cellular component (GO): cytoplasm
Molecular function (GO): iduronate-2-sulfatase activity
Source: RefSeq, a predicted model, not a curated record